GGUUGAGUUAGAUUCAAAUAAUUUUAGAACAUCCGAUUGCUGCGAGUUAUUAUGGUAUUUCGUGGUGGAUUGGAUUUGUUGGUCGGGUUUUUGAGCAAAAUAUUCCGACUUUGCUGAAACGGUUUUACUUGUUACACAUCUUUCUUUUACAAACUCCGGCGACUGUUCUGGAACCCCUUUUGGUGUUUCCUUUCCUCGUCAAUACUUGCAGAAGUAAGAUAUCUCAGUUUUCAAGUUUGCAUUUAUUUUGGAUUUAGUAAUAACGGAUAUGGGAACCAAGAAUAUUAUUUGGAACGUGUGUAAGAAGUAUCUAACUAUCGGGCUUGUGGGCAUCACUUUAACAGACCGUUAUGCUGGAGUAUGCCCUAUCCGAGGUUCAUCUAUGUCUCCAACGUUUAAUCCUUCUUUGGGAUCAUUUACAGAUGAUUAUGUUUUCUUGGAGAAAUUUUGCCUUGACAAAUACAAGUUCUCACAUGGUGAUGUAGUAAUUUUCAGCUCCCCAACUAAUUACAAGGAGAGAUGUGUGAAAAGAAUAGUCGCCAUGGAAGGUGACUAUAUCAGUAAUGUGAAUGGUGCUUCAAAGGUCCCUGAAGGACAUUGCUGGGUUGAGGGAGAUAAUUCAGCUUCUAGCUUUGAUUCAAGAUCAUUUGGCCCGAUUCCGUUAGGAUUGAUUCAUGGAAGAGUUACUCACGUGAUCUGGCCGCCACAAAGAAUGAGAAAAGUUGAUAGAAGAAUUCGUGAAGACGGACUUGCUUUCUGAUCAUGCGAAUAUCGUUGUGUCAUUACAUCUGUAUUCAUCUUAUUGUUUGAUCUUCAAUUUUCUAUUCCUGAAACUGAAAUGCAUAAACAAUCAGUCUUGAACUUGUUUCUUGC
Cynara cardunculus var. scolymus (artichoke) is the source of this 873-nucleotide messenger RNA. RefSeq names its product mitochondrial inner membrane protease subunit 2-like. Bases 269 to 760 code for a protein of 163 amino acids. Gene Ontology annotation, cellular component: mitochondrial inner membrane peptidase complex; membrane. The transcript has 5 exons. The record is from RefSeq and is a predicted model, not a curated record. NCBI's taxonomy places the organism in Eukaryota, Viridiplantae, Streptophyta, Magnoliopsida, Asterales, Asteraceae. Gene Ontology annotation, biological process: mitochondrial respiratory chain complex assembly. Gene Ontology annotation, molecular function: serine-type endopeptidase activity.